AUGAUGAAGAACUUUAUGAAACGCAUAUCGUCCACGGAGACUCUUAAUAGUAACGCUAAAAACAACAGCGCUCAUCCUCAUAACAAUGAACUGCUCGGGAAAACUAUUCAAGUGGAAGGGAAAAAGUUUCGAUUGGUGGAAGUGCUCUCCUCGUCGGGUGCAUCUGCGGUGGUGUAUAAAGCAAAAUUUGUUGAAGCUUCUUCUUCAACGACUUCUUCUUCUUCUGCUCUGCACGGCGCCGCGGAUAAUAAUAAUAAUAAUGCAAACCAAAGAGAGGACUUUUAUUGCGCGAUGAAAGUGUUAGAAUUACCGGAUGAUUCGACCUUUGUGAAAAAAGCGAAAACGGAAGUUUCCGUGCACAAAUCUCUAUCGAAGAACGCGCACGUGGUGACUUUAUUCGGCGCGGAAAUCCGAGUGGCGGACGAACGACGAGUCUCAUCGAGAGAACGCGCGUAUAGGAUGUGCAUGUGCAUGGAGUUGUGCGAUGGCGAUCUGUCCAUGAGAUCGUUUAGUAAUGAUAGUGAUAGUAAGGGUAGUGAUAGCACCAUUAGUAAAAAAGAGUUAGAGAAGAUCUUGGAACCGUUUUUGGCGGUGUGUGACGUGUUAAAAACAAUGCACGGGUCAAAGUUGUGUCAUUGGGACAUAAAACGCGAAAACGUUCUUUUUUCCAAGUCUGAGAAUCUCUAUAAAGUGUGCGAUUUCGGGUCGUGCGAGUUUGCGCCUGCGAGCGAGUACACGUACAAAGACGCGAACGAACGACACAGAAUCCAGGACGAUAUGAAAUCGAAAACGACGCCAGCGUACAGAGCUCCCGAGAUGUGGGAUUGUUGGAAGUUUCAAAAACCGCCUUCUUUGGCGGCAGAUCUGUGGGCGCUCGGUUGUUUUUUGCACGAGCUUGCGUACGACGAGUUGGCAUUUGGCGAUGCUUCAGAGGCUAUGCUGCGUUCGCUGAGUGGUAGGGGUGCGGGAAGUCGAAACGCUUCGGCGCUAUCCGCUACUCCAAACGGUAAAAAGUUCAGUAAAGAGCACGAGCGUGAGUUUCCUAGGCAAAUUCCCGGAAUAGACGCGUUAGUUCGCGACUUGUGUAAACUCGAUCCGGACGAUAGAAUCAGCGCGUCAGAGGCACAAAACAGAGCCUUGCGGUUGCUAUCAGACCUGAAUGAUUUUCCCAAGCAACGCGAAGAACAAAACUUGUCUGUAGUAACGACGACGACGACGAGAAGUGAAGAGAAGACACCGCCGGCGGAGUGGGUCGGUUUCGAGCCUUCUUCCACGGGCGGUUAUGCGAAUGAGGACCCGUUUUUAUCGAUGCCACCGCCGCCACCACGACUUCCAAAGGAUACGAAUACGCCCCCGAAUACCACCGGAAGUAAUGGUUCCUUAAUCGACGACACUUCAACCAGCGCAGUGAACAGUAUCGGCGCUGGGGAGGCAGAUGCGGGAGAAACGAAAAAGAUUCCAACAGAUGACGACGGUUCGCACACGAUUCGCGAGUUGAAAUUGCUCGCGAAAGUUGAACGGCUCGAGCGACGUAUUCAAGAGUACCAAACCCGCGAGCAAACGUUGAAAACAAAAUUGCAAUCGAGUCGAACGCAACUUGAACAAGAACGCGAGUGCCGACAAAAUUUGGAGAAGAAACUCGGAAUCUCCUCCUCGCUUUCAAAGAAUUCGAGCGGCUCGAGUUUGAACGAAAUGAAUCAUCUCCAAACGCCCGCGGCGACAACAAACGAACAGGGCGUGCAAACGAACCAUCACACCAACAAUAACAUGCAUCGAAGAGGAAGUCAUUCGCGAUCAGGCAGCGAUUUGAGCAUUUCGGGAUUACAAGCCGUCACGGCGCAGCACGGGAGCCCUCGCAGAAGCGGCAGCGGAUUGUCCUCCAAAUUAUCCGCUCUCGAAGAAAUGUCCAUCGAUAAUCUUUCAAAUCCGUAUGGGAGCAAAUCUAUGAAUACAUCGCGCGGCGGUAUCGUUGGUGGUGGUGGUGGUGGUGGUGGCAAACCGACUUUGAACCAUCGACGUGCGGUUUCUUUAGGCGGCGAGUUUGACUUACUGCAAGAGGCGAAGAAUCAAGGUAAAGGAGGUUUGUUCUCGCACGUCUUUAGAAUCCCGCCUUCAACGGUUAAAAACAAGUCCAUAGGUAUGGACAAACCGUACGGUUGA
This is a messenger RNA of Bathycoccus prasinos, 2160 nucleotides long. RefSeq names its product Elm1p. The transcript has a single exon. NCBI's taxonomy places the organism in Eukaryota, Viridiplantae, Chlorophyta, Mamiellophyceae, Mamiellales, Bathycoccaceae. Bases 1 to 2160 code for a protein of 719 amino acids. Gene Ontology annotation, cellular component: cytoplasm. The record is from RefSeq and is a predicted model, not a curated record. Gene Ontology annotation, biological process: protein phosphorylation. Gene Ontology annotation, molecular function: protein serine/threonine kinase activity; ATP binding.